UUGUUGAUGUCGCAUCGAGCGUCAUGUAUACGUCACCGGAUGUUGUUGAGGUGAAAUAUGGAUCCGUCAGUGAGCACACAUGGGUCAGAGGACUGUAGGCUGCAGAGUGCUGAAACGAAUGAUGAUUUUGCUCCAUCAAAACUCGGGACAAAGGAGUACUGGGAUGAGUCUUAUAAAAGGGAGUUGCAGAAUUACAAAGAUAUUGGAGAUGUUGGAGAAAUAUGGUUUGGUGAGGAAAGCAUGGACAGAGUGAUCAGAUGGAUGGAAGCCGAAAAUAUUCAGAAAAAUGCUUCCAUACUUGACAUUGGGACUGGAAAUGGAAUCUUCCUUAUGGAGCUGGCCAAGAAUGGUUACUCAAAUCUUACUGGGAUCGACUAUUCCAAGACUGCUGUAGAGCUUACCACAAAUAUUCUUGAAGAGGAAGGUUUAAAAAAUAUAAACAUUCAGGUUGAGGAUUUCCUGAACCCCAGUGCAGAAAUGAAGAAUUUUGAUAUAUGUAUAGAUAAAGGUACAUUUGAUGCCAUUAGCUUGAGCCCAGAGGACAGGGAAGAAGCAAAGAAGCGCUAUGUGGCGUCUUUAAGAACUGUUCUGCAUCCAGAGGGUUUCUUCAUUGUCACUUCCUGUAACUGGACCAAAGAGCAGCUGCUGCAGAUCUUCAGACCUGGCUUUGAGUUGGUAAAAGAACUGCCUACACCUCGUUUUCAGUUCGGUGGUAUGACUGGAAAUAGUGUGACAGCUUUGGUGUUUAAACGAAUUGAUCCUCAAAUUUAGCAAGGAAGCAAAUAAAACACAUUGACUCUUUUCGUAUCAGUGCUAUCAUUUUAUAAUAAAUACUUGAACAUUU
Molecule: messenger RNA, 844 nt
Organism: Misgurnus anguillicaudatus (oriental weatherfish)
Lineage: Eukaryota; Metazoa; Chordata; Actinopteri; Cypriniformes; Cobitidae
Gene: eef1akmt2
Product: EEF1A lysine methyltransferase 2
Cellular component (GO): cytoplasm
Molecular function (GO): protein-lysine N-methyltransferase activity
Source: RefSeq, a predicted model, not a curated record